This is a messenger RNA of Penaeus indicus, 2473 nucleotides long. RefSeq lists its product as uncharacterized. The record is from RefSeq and is a predicted model, not a curated record. NCBI's taxonomy places the organism in Eukaryota, Metazoa, Arthropoda, Malacostraca, Decapoda, Penaeidae. The coding region runs from base 1777 to 2277 and encodes 166 amino acids. The transcript is spliced from 2 exons.
AGUGAGUGAGUGAGUGAGUGAGAGAGAGAGAGAGAGAGAGAGAGAGAGAGAGAGAGAGAGAGAGAGAGAGAGAGAGAGAGAGAGAGAGAGAGAGAGAGAGAACAUUAAUGCAUCCGAACAGAUGUUUGGACGUGCAACAUGUGGAAACAGAGAGGAUCGUUGCCAGCGAUCUCUGUUCUAUCCUGGUGUCUUUCGUUUGUUUGUUUGUUUGUUUGUCUGCAACUCUACUGUACAUGCUAUUCACUUUCUAAAGUUAAGAAUAGGAUAAGCAAGGGAAGAAAUGAGAGUAAUGAGGACAAUCUCCGAAAUUAUAUCUCCCUUUUAGUAUUACACAACAUACUUUAUUUUCCACCUCGGCCAAGUGGGUCUACGCAUAAGGCAGCUCACUUUACACUCGGCAUUACACGAGCAUCCCCGUCUUCCACUGUAAAGUCUUUGUAAUUGGUCUUGGAGAGCACCGGGAAAAAAAGAGACUGUUCUGUGUGUCGCCGUGAGAUAAUGAUGAUUGUUAUUAAUGAAAAGAAUUUUUUACUUGCUGUGACAUGAAAAUUUACGUCGGGUAUCUUUAUUUUCGAUGAAUGUGUUCUGCUUGGGCAAGACACAGGUUAUUGCAUUAAUGAGUAAAUGCGAAUGAAUGUAAUAGUCAUUAUUAAUAGCAAUUAUGUUAUGAUUGGGGAAUUAUUAUGAAUUAAUUCAAGUGUUCGGUGCUACCAGGCUUUGAGUUUGAUCAGUUAGUAAUAAUUUAACAAGAUGUUAUUUGCUCCAGGUCUGCAACAUCAGGAUGUGAAAACCAUUAGAAUGUUUGUAUUUUCCUUGACUAGAGGGAUUCCCUAUAGCGACAGUUAUACAUAUAUUAUGGCAUAUAUAACUGUGAAGAACUACUACUGUAUUACACCCGUGUACUAAAGGCCUUGCAUAUUUACGUAUCGUUGACACAUCAUUGCCUUACUUUUCCAGUUUAAAAAUGUAUUUUAAAAGUAAAUAGGUGGAGCUUCUGAAACCAGAUAGAGGUAUUGUGGAAGUUUGAGUGGGUGAACUUUGGAAACUCCCUGGAAUAUGUUGUCAAUACGACCAGCCGUUUCUUCAUCCAAACGCCCUGCCGCAGCUUCAAGCCAGACACCGGAAAAGGAGCUUCUGAAUGCCUUACUAGUACAUACGGCUGACAAGAACAAAGAGGGAAUCGCUCUGGCAAAAGCGUUUCAGAGGCUCAACAAAGGAGGUCCUUGUAUCAAGACGGCCGCCACUUCCGCUGUGGGAAGGGAAUGGGAGUAUGUUCCUCGAAAGUGGACAGAAGGAAAAGAUAGAAACGGAGGAAGAUCCCGAAAUGUUUGACACGCACUUUACUCUUUGCUCCAGAAUACGUGUAGGUUGGCUGCCUCCUGGGAAGUCUGGGUCACUUCUGGCAAUACUCUGGAACGCCUCAUCGGCUUAGUCCACUACGGACCACCCAGAGACAGAGACUAAGGGAAGGAUUGGUGAAGUAUGAGGAAAAUGUCUCUGAAAUGCUAAAGAAAGCUGCACAUCUAGCGGGGACUGAUCUAAACACACUGGAUAAUAUACAGAGAUUAAACAGUGUGUUGAUCGUAUAAAGGAAAUGCUUGAUCGUUCCAAAGGCUAUUGUUAAGACAACAGUCGAUAUUUUAUCAAACCAGAUAAGAGAUGGUCAAUGCGGCGACCUCACUGAUUACCUUCUCUGCAGCAUAGAAGAAAGUAACUAGGAUGAAGAUGUCAUUAAAUUAAUCGUCGGACUAUUGAAAAAUACGACAUACCGGCGAUAUGAUAAACGGUCUUGGCCCACUGCUGGACCAGGUGGUUCCCGAGAAGAUGAAUUUGUGGUUCGACUCGAACCCAACGCCCAGCCGGGUACAGCCAGCUCUGGAGGACGACCUGUACACCUCCUCGCGGUCAGGUGAAGGCGCCUCGUACCUGAAGGCUCUGACGGGGCCCGGAAGCCUGUGCAAAGUGACGAGCUGCCAAGGCUUCGUGUCGGCUUCCACGGCCGAGCUCCUGCCGACGUCCGUGACGUCGUUUACGAUCUCAACGGACUUCCAGAGCAUGCCGGCGCUGGCGGCGGCACUCGCCAGGCUGGAGGACCUCGACUGGUUCUGUGAGGACUCGGAGCCGCUGAUCCGGCAGCUGCUCGACCGUGAGGUGUGGGUCGAGGACCUGGACGUGAACUGCAGCUCCUCCGACGCGGCGAUCGACCGUGAUCGACUGCACUACAUGGCGCUCGACCUUAGUGUCUCUCCUGUGUGGAUAUCUUCUGAGCUUGAGUGAUAAUAAAAAAAAAAAAAAAAAAAAAAAAAAAAAAUAUUUGGGAACUGUCGAGGUUUAGCGGUAACUUGCUGAAGAAGAUGUGGCAGGCUCGGUUAGGUGAGGUGUGGCGAUUCCUGGCUGAUUGUGACUGCGUUUUUUUUUUAUAAAUUGUGAUUUAUUAGAAUCAAAUGAUAAUAAUAAAAAUGGUGUUGCUUUA